CUGAGGUGGGUCCCGUACAACUCACACACAGUCGUCUCGUCUCCCUCGUUCUUGUGACCCUCUCGGAUUUCUUGCUUCUUUUCUUCUUCUUCUUCUCCGUCACUCUCUCUUUGCUUGGGUCGAUUUGUAACCUCCGAUUCCGUUCGGUUUCUUCUUAGCGCGGGAUCGGAUGCGCCAGUAGUGCUGAAUGGAAUCCUUUCUCGUUUGAGAGGCAGCUUUCUUGCGACCGGGAUCAGUGUUGCAGGAGAAGAGAGGAGCGGAAAGAGGGCCGGAGGCGACAUGGGGCUGAUCUCUGGUUUGGUCAUGGGGGCGCUGGUGGGGAUUGCGUUGAUGGCCGGUUGGAGUCGGAUGAUGAGACGCCGCAGCACUAAACGCAUCCUUAAGGCUGCUGAUAUAAAGCUUCUAGGGUCUUUGAGCAGAGAUGAUCUGAAGAAACUUUGUGGUGACAAUUAUCCUGAAUGGGUUUCAUUCCCUUUAUACGAACAGGUGAAAUGGCUAAACAAGAUGUUGGCUAAACUGUGGCCUUUUAUUGCAGAUGCAGCAACAAUGGUAAUCAAGGAUACAGUCGAACCAUUACUGGAUGACUAUCGACCACCAGGAAUAUCUUCGCUAAAGUUCAGCAAGCUAUCACUUGGAAAUGUGCCACCAAAAAUUGAAGGCAUCCGAGUUCAAAGCCUCAAGAAAGGACAAAUUAUAAUGGAUAUUGAUUUCCGAUGGGGUGGAGAUCUGAGCAUAAUUCUUGCAGUUGAAGCACUUGUUGCUUCCCUGCCUAUUCAGUUGAAGGAUCUUCAGGUCUUUACUGUAAUACGUGUCAUUUUUCAACUUUCUGAAGAGAUACCCUGCAUUUCUGCUGUUGUUGUAGCACUUCUUGCUGAGCCAAAGCCCAGAAUAGAUUAUACAUUGAAGGCUGUGGGAGGGAGUCUUACUGCUAUUCCGGGGCUUUCAGACAUGAUUGAUGAUACUGUGAACUCAAUAGUUUCCGACAUGCUUGAAUGGCCCCACAGAAUUGUUGUUCCACUCGGUGGUGUAGAUGUCAAUACUAGUGAACUAGAGCUUAAACCACAGGGAAAGCUCACAGUGACCGUAGUGAAAGCAAAUAAUCUAAAGAAUCUGGAAUUAGUUGGAAAAUCUGAUCCAUAUGUGGUUUUAUAUGUCCGCCCCAUGUUCAAGGUUAAAACAAAGGUUGUUGAUGACAAUCUUAAUCCUGUAUGGAAUGAAACUGUUGAACUGAUUGCUGAAGACAAGGAAACACAAUCUAUUAUCUUUGAGGUUUAUGAUGAAGACAAGAUUCAGCAGGAUAAGAAAAUGGGCAUUGCAAAGUUAUCUUUGAAUGAAUUGGAACCUGAAAUCUCAAAGGAAAUUGAGCUAAGUUUGCUUGCAUCACUAGAUACACUAAAGGUUAAGGAUAAGAAGGACAGAGGGUCCCUUACAAUAAAGGUACUAUACCAUCCAUUCACCGAAGAGGAACAGCAAGCAGCACUGGAAGCAGAGAAGAGGAUUUUGGAGGAGAGGAGGAAGAUGAAGGAAGCUGGGCUUAUUGGGAGCACAAUGGACGCGCUUGGUGGGGCGGCCUCCUUGGUUGGCUCAGGGGUUGGGUUGGUCGGUACAGGCCUUGGAGCAGGUGUGGGCUUGGUCGGCACGGGCAUUGGAGCAGGCGUCGGUCUAGUUGGAUCAGGGCUCGGCGCUGGUGUUGGGUUGGUAGGAAGUGGCCUUGGUGCUGUUGGCGGUGGUCUGAGCAAAGCUGGGAAGUUCAUGGGUAAAAGUGUGACAAGCCAGUUCAGUAGCUCGAAGAAGAACGGUAGCAGCUCUCCCGUCGUGCCAGGUGACGGAAAUGCAAGCUAGCCUGAGCAGCUGUAAGCUUAAAUAGCUCAUAGUGUGCAUUUGCAUGGUUUGCAUCAUCGCAUAUAAUUAAUUGUUCGAGCUUGUGAGAGUGUUAAGUAUGUCAUCUACUUCAGUUUGUUACGUCUAUCCUUGAGAUGGAACUCAUAAGAAGAAUGUAUCAUUGUGUGCUCUGUGGUGCCAUUCCAUGAGAAUGUUACUCCACAGAAAAGAUCAGAAUCAGACCAUGUUAAAGUGUCUUGAUAUCAUUGAAAAAGAGCAGGUAAUUAUUGUGUGCUCUGUGGUGCCAUUCCAUGAGAAUGUUACUCCACAGAAAAGACCAGAAUCAGACCAUGUUAAAGUGUCUUGAUAUCAUUGAAAAAGAGCAAGUAAUUAUUGUGUGCUA
Molecule: messenger RNA, 2224 nt
Organism: Musa acuminata AAA Group (dessert banana)
Lineage: Eukaryota; Viridiplantae; Streptophyta; Magnoliopsida; Zingiberales; Musaceae
Product: calcium-dependent lipid-binding protein
Exons: 11
Coding region: 280-1842 (520 amino acids)
Cellular component (GO): endoplasmic reticulum
Molecular function (GO): lipid binding
Source: RefSeq, a predicted model, not a curated record